Messenger RNA from Mycena citricolor, 1481 nucleotides. The record is from the annotation of a GenBank genome assembly. Lineage: Eukaryota; Fungi; Basidiomycota; Agaricomycetes; Agaricales; Mycenaceae.
CAAGGCGCUGGCCCAGAGGCAGGUCAUGCUCUGUCCAAAGUACUCCAUUCGAGGCGACGCGGCAGACGUGAGAUAUGGGACCUAUACAGCCUGGACGCCUGGAACUCCUUGAUGGUCUCCAUGUGAGUCCAGGUGAUGGUCACACACGUCACAGCACAGAUUUCCCAAAUGCGGAUGAGGAAUUCUCGACCGCCUUCGCUGUGAAUAACCAGCUUACCCACUACCAACUCACUGCACGCAUCGCCGCCUCUCUAAUCCUCGGCUUUCCCUUCCACUCCACAUAUUUGCUCGUCGACCACUGCCCUUCAUUCAACCCACCACCACGGCUGCUCAUCUGAUGUCGGCCCCACCACCGUCGCGUGCUUCCCUCCGCAAGCAACGACUGCUCGAGCUGGAACACGAGCAGCGUAUGGAGGAUAUGGAAGCCCUCAAAAUGACAGAGGAACAACGCCUGCUAUUGUUCCACUCCUUCCGCUCGGUCAAAUUCGAAUGGUGCGACCUGGACGGAAUGCGGCCAGCGACGACGUUUGUUCCCCAUGUCGCGCCCACCCGUCGUCGAGUUACUUCAUCAUCAAUCCGCCCUCCCCCCGCCCGCUCGCUGCCCCCUUCGCCUUGCGAGCAGGCUUCGCCUUUCGCUCGGUGCUCGGCGCUCAAUCCCCCACCGCGGUAUGAAGCUUGUGCCAAUGUGACCCACUCGGACAAGGUUUCGGCUCGGCUCGCUUCUCUGGGGAAGGACGAGACGAUCCGCGGGAUCCCCUUCCCGCCAGCAUCGGUCCCGGCCCUCGCGGCCCAGUCGCACCAGCCAGUCGCCCGCCGUCCGCCGCCCGCCUACCCGGGUGUGAAGCACGUGUCACCAUCGACCCUGCGCCCGCGGAAGCAGCGGUCCUCUGUGAAAGCGCUGUUCGUGCUUGGGCCCGCUGAUGAGGACGAGUCAGACGACCAGGACGCCUGGACCGACGAGGACUCGGACGAGGAGGUGUUCGUGUACCCUGGGGCCGGCGAACGCGACGACGGAGAUUGGGACGAGGACGACGCGGAGCUCGCCACUCCAGUCGCGACGGAACCCAGCUGGCGCUUCGAGGAUGCAUUGGAUAGUCCGGAAACACCGCGCGCGUCCCAGUAUCUGGUGGAAAAGCCACGGUGGUAGCAGGCGUGCCUGGUUUCCGCGAAACUUACGACCUGUAAUGACUCGGAUGUCCUCUGCAUUUCUCUCUCUCGCUGUCUCGCUCUCACUUUCUCUGUCCUUGUCUCUCUCGUUCUUUCUUCCUGUCUCUCUCUCUCUCAAUAUAUCAUGGAAAUCACACAUCGCUCAUUCAUCUCAAUCAAUUUCUCCUUCCUAUUCUAUCCCAUACAGUUAUUAUCCUACUCCACGCUAUCGUCUCUCAUUUUCUCGCAUAAUGUAUAUCUGCUGCCUAUGUAGUGUACACAAAGUCUGUAGCAUCUUAGUCGCGCAAUGGAUGGUAGAUGCUUAUGGGUGCUUA